CUUCGUUUAUCGGCGCUCUCAAACCGCAUCGGACAGCUCCCGACGGCUGCCCUAGAUACUUGUGACCGCUUCAAUUAUCUGGGGAUUCUGGCCAGCAUAGUUUUGACUGCAUCAGUGGUAAUCAUUCGGACCUUGACUUGUGUGAUCCAUGGCUUAUGUGACUGAGGUUUGAGGCAAUCAGUUGUAAGUGUUUUUUGAAGUGACAGUCCCUUCUCCUCGCUUGACCCUGCAUAUUUCAGAGUUCACUUCUGUUGAAGUUCAGAGUCCCUCAAGAACAGCCAAGAUGUCUCGAAAAGGUCUGAUGGAGCAGGAUUUAAGCAAGCUGGAUGUUGCGACACUACAUCCACUUUCACUAGAAGUUAUUUCUCGUCAGGCUACAAUCAAUAUUGGCACAAUUGGUCAUGUGGCACACGGGAAGUCAACCGUUGUAAAAGCCAUAUCUGGUGUUCAGACUGUUCGUUUUAAAAAUGAGUUGGAACGCAACAUUACUAUUAAGCUUGGAUAUGCCAAUGCAAAGAUAUACAAAUGUGAAGAUGAAAAGUGCCCUCGACCCAUGUGCUACAAGGCAUAUGGUAGUGGAAAGGAAGAUAGUCCUUUGUGCGAUGUGCCUGGAUUUGAGAACUGCAGGAUGAAAUUGCUGAGACAUGUAUCAUUUGUUGAUUGCCCGGGUGUAUUGAAGGUAAAUCAAUACAUUGAGGUUCGUCCUGGGAUCGUUGUUAAAGACGAGAGUGGCAACAUCAAAUGCACCCCAAUCUAUUCUAGAAUAGUUUCAUUGUAUGCUGAACAAAAUGAAUUACAAUAUGCGGUGCCAGGAGGCCUAAUAGGCGUUGGCACAACCAUGGACCCCACUUUGACACGUGCUGAUCGGUUGGUGGGACAGGUUCUUGGGGAGGUUGGGUCACUCCCUGAUGUUUUUGUUGAAUUAGAGGUGAAUUUCUUCUUGCUGCGACGGCUUUUGGGUGUGAGGACAAAGGGGACAGAGAGGCAGGGAAAGGUCGCAAAGCUGGCAAAGGGAGAGAUCCUUAUGUUGAACAUAGGAUCUAUGUCCACAGGGGCACGUGUUGUUGCUGUGAAGAAUGAUUUGGCUAAACUGCAACUCACAUCUCCUGUCUGCACUAGCAAGGGGGAGAAAAUUGCGCUCAGCCGGAGAGUUGAGAAACACUGGCGUCUUAUUGGUUGGGGCCAGAUUCAAGCUGGUACUACUCUUGAGGUCCCACCCUGCCCCAUCUAA
Messenger RNA from Ilex paraguariensis (yerba mate), 1231 nucleotides. The record is from the annotation of a GenBank genome assembly. NCBI's taxonomy places the organism in Eukaryota, Viridiplantae, Streptophyta, Magnoliopsida, Aquifoliales, Aquifoliaceae.